AUGAAAAGUAAAAAACACCGAACAUGGCAGAAAAUCCACGAGCCAAUUAUGCUGAAGUACCUGGAACUCUGUGUGGAUCUCCGCAAGAGUCACCUGGCAAAAGAAGGGCUGUACCAGUACAAGAAUAUUUGUCAGCAGGUGAACAUCAAAUCUUUGGAGGAUGUUGUUCGAGCCUAUUUAAAAUUAGCUGAAGAAAAAACAGAAGCAGCUAAGGAAGAAUCCCAGCAGAUGGUAUUGGACAUAGAAGACUUAGAUAACAUUCAAACUCCAGAAAGCGUUCUUUUGAGUGCUGUAAGUGGAGAAGACACUCAAGAUCGUACUGACCGACUGCUUUUGACACCCUGGGUUAAAUUUCUAUGGGAGUCCUACAGACAAUGUUUAGAUCUUCUCCGAAAUAAUUCUCGAGUAGAACGCCUGUACCAUGACAUUGCACAGCAAGCUUUUAAGUUCUGCCUGCAGUACACGCGUAAAGCCGAGUUCCGUAAGCUCUGUGAUAACCUGCGAAUGCACUUGGGGCAGAUCCAGCGUCAUCAUAACCAAAGCACAGCGAUCAACCUCAACAAUCCCGACAGUCAGUCCAUGCACUUGGAGACCAGGCUGGUGCAACUCGACAGUGCUAUUAGCAUGGAGCUGUGGCAGGAAGCUUUCAAAGCAGUGGAGGAUAUUCAUGGCUUAUUUGCGCUCUCGAAGAAACCACCAAAACCACAACUGAUGGCAAAUUACUAUCACAAAGUUUCAACUGUCUUCUGGAAAUCAGGAAAUGCUCUUUUUCAUGCAUCCACUCUUCACAGACUUUAUCACUUAUCAAGAGAAAUGCGAAAGAAUCUCACACAAGAGGAGAUGCAGAGGAUGUCUACUCGAGUCCUUCUGGCCACUCUGUCAAUCCCGAUAACUCCUGAGAGAACAGAUAUCGCUCGUCUUCUGGAUAUGGAUGGCAUCAUUGUGGAGAAACAGCGACGUCUGGCAACCCUGUUGGGUCUUCAGGCCCCACCUACGCGUGGCAGUCUCAUUAAUGAUAUGGUAAGGUUCAACGUAGUGCAAUAUGUUGUUCCAGAAGUGAAAGAACUUUACAAUUGGCUUGAGGUAGACUUUCACCCGCUCAAGUUAUGUAGCCGUGUCAGCAAGGUUCUGAACUGGGUGAAAGACCAAGCUGAAAAGGAGCCUGAACUGCAGCUGUAUGUUCCUCACCUGCAGAACAAUACCAUUCUCCGCCUCCUGCAGCAGGUGGCCCAGAUUUAUCAAAGCAUUGAAUUUUCUCGUCUGUCUACCCUGGUUCCUUUUGUUGAUGCUUUCCAGCUGGAGCGUUGUAUCGUUGAUGCAGCAAGACAUUGUGACUUACAGGUUCGCCUUGAUCAUACUACCCGGACGCUAAGUUUUGGCUCAGAUUUGAAUUACUGUACUAGAGAAGAUGCCCCGCUAGGUCCUCAGCUACAAAGCAUGCCUUCUGAGCAGAUCAGAAAUCAGUUGACUGCGAUGUCCUCCGCUCUGGCUAAGGCUCUUGCGGUCAUUAAGCCUCCUCAUUUACUGCAAGAGAAAGAAGAACAACAUCAGCUGGCAGUCACUGCCUUCUUGAAAAACUCAAGGAAGGAGCAUCAGCGUAUUCUUGCGCGUCGUCAGACUAUAGAGGAGAGAAAAGAGCGCCUUGAAAGUUUAAACAUUCAGCGAGAGAAAGAAGAACUGGAGCAACGUGAAGCAGAAUUACAAAAAGUCCGGAAAGCUGAAGAAGAGAGGCUGCGCCAGGAGGCAAAGGAGAGAGAGAAGGAGCGCAUCCUGCAAGAGCAUGAACAAAUCAAGAAGAAGACUGUUCGUGAGCGCUUGGAGCAGAUUAAGAAGACUGAACUGGGAGCCAAAGCCUUUAAAGAUAUUGAUAUUGAGGAUCUUGAAGAACUGGAUCCUGACUUCAUUAUGGCUAAACAAGUGGAACAGCUUGAAAAGGAAAAGAAGGAACUUCAGGAACGUCUGAAGAAUCAGGAGAAAAAGAUUGACUAUUUUGAAAGAGCGAAGCGCUUAGAAGAAAUUCCUUUAAUAAAGACUGCAUACGAGGAGCAAAGAGUGCAUGAUAUGGAGCUGUGGGAGCAACAGGAAGAAGAAAGGAUCACCACUUUGCAGCUGGAGCGCGAGAAAGCCCUUGAGCACAAGAACAGACUCUCAAGGAUGUUGGAGGAUAGAGAUCUAUUUGAAGCCAGGCUCAAAGCAUCACGACGAACAGUUUAUGAGGAUAAGCUCAAGCAGUUCCAGGAACGGUUAGCAGAAGAGAGGCGUAACCGUUUGGAAGAACGCAAGAAACAACGUAAAGAAGAGAGGCGCAUUACUUACUACAGAGAAAAGGAGGAAGAGGAACAAAGACUACGAGAAGAACAGCUGCUUAAAGAGCGUGAGGAAAAGGAACGCAUUGAGCGUGAGAAACGUGAGCAGGAACAGCGAGAAUACCAGGAACGUGUCAAAAAACUGGAAGAACUGGAGAAGAAGAAACGUCAAAGAGAAAUGGAGAUAGUGCGUCGUCGAGAAGAAGAAAGGAGAGGUCUGGACGACCCGUUUUCAAGAAAGGAAUCCCGUUGGGGUGACAGGGAGUCUGAAAGCUCCUGGAGAAGAGGUGGUGAGCCAGAAUCCGAGUGGCGACGAGCACCACUGGAAAGAGAUUGGCGUCGAGGAGAAGCAAGAGAAGAUGAAAGGUCCUUCCGGCGAGGGGAUGAUCUGCCUCGGCGAGGGGAUGAUCUGCCCCGACGUGGUGCUCCAGAAGAAAAAGAACGUCCUCCUACGGAAUCCACAGAGGACAAGCCACCUAGGCGUGAAGGGGACGAGGACCGGCCACCUAGGCGUGAAGGGGACGAGGACAGGCCACCCAGACGUGGGGGAAUGGAUGACGACAGGGGUCCCAGGCGGGGAAUGGAUGACGACAGAGGUCCCAGGCGGGGCAUGGAUGACGACAGGGGUCCCAGGCGGGGAUUGGAUGACGACAGGGGUCCCAGGCGGGGCAUGGAUGACGACAGGCCACCCAGGCGCGCUUUGGAUGAUGACAGGCCACCCAGGCGUGGCUUGGAUGAUGACAGAGGCAGUUGGCGCGCAGCAGAUGACGACAGAGGACCCAGGCGUGGGUUGGAUGACGACAGGCCGCCCAGACGGGCGCUGGAUGAUAACAGGACAGCCAGGCGUGGAAUGGAUGACGACAGAGGUCCCCGGCGCGGGAUGGAUGACGACAGAGGUCCCCGGCGCGGGAUGGAUGACGACAGGAUGUCAAGGCGUGACGAUGACAGGGGACCGUGGCGUAGUGCGGACGAUGACCGGCUCUCCAGGCGCGAUGAUGACAGGGGCCCGUGGCGUAGCAGUGAUGAUUCCAGGCCAGGCCCUUGGAGACCAUUUGGUAAACCAGGGGGAUGGAGAGAACGAGAAAAGGCUCGUGAGGACAGCUGGGGGCCUCCUCGAGACUCCAGACCUCCAGGAGACCGUGAAUGGGAUAGAGACAAAGAUCGUGAUGAAAAUGAAAAAGACCGGGAAUUUGACAGAGAGAGAGAUUUUGAUCGAGAUGAUCGUUUCAGACGUCCCAGGGAUGAUGCUGGUUGGAGAAGAGGACCAGCUGAGGAAACUUCCAGCUGGAGAGAUUCAAGUCGUCGUGAAGAAUGGGACAGAGGUGGUCGUGACAUGAGAGAUCGACGUCCUGAUGACAGAGAGCCACCCCCCAGGAGAGGACCACCACCCAGAUCUGACCGUGAAGAACCGAGCUCGUGGCGUCGUGCCGAUGAUAGGAGAGAAGAACGCGGAGAAGAACGCGAACCAGUUCGUCGAUCAGCUCCUGCUCCUGCUGCUCCUUCAGCUUCUGCUCCCCCGCCAGCAUCAAAAGAUCGGGAAAGAGAUGGGGAGAAGGAGAAAGGUUCCUGGAAAACAGAAAAGGAGCGUGAGCCCGUUCGCCGUACUAAAAAUGAGACAGAUGAAGAAGGGUGGACCACUGUACGACGUUAAGUGAAAACCACGGAGUUUAACCAAUGUUUUAGCUUUGAUUUGAUCGAAUCCAUGGAUUGUAUUUGUGCUUAUAAACACUCUGAAUUGGAAUUCUUUAACAAAUGUUUUGAGAUAACAUGAAAGCAUGAGCUUGAAUUACUUAAUCGUGUAGAUUGAUCAUGCACAAAACUCACAGCAGAAGGUUGGAAAUUGAAUGCCAGGUUUUGAAAUUUCAAAUGAUGCUUCUUUCGUGGGCCAUUUGUUGCUAAAAUAAAAAGAAGCAAGCCCAACAGCUGUCUUGAGUAACGCUUCUAUCUCGCACCAAAACAGGCUGACCUGUUUAUUUUUAGACUUUCUUAAUUUGAAAUGGGGUAUUAUCAACACAGAACAUGCAUUUGAAAACACCUCUGUACACACAGUGGAAUUAUUGAAAAAACAGAGCUAAAUAAAUUCCUGUAAUUAGCAAAAAAAAAG
Messenger RNA from Apaloderma vittatum (bar-tailed trogon), 4410 nucleotides. It is a transcript of the gene EIF3A, whose product is annotated as eukaryotic translation initiation factor 3, subunit A. Gene Ontology annotation, biological process: translation reinitiation; formation of cytoplasmic translation initiation complex. The record is from RefSeq and is a predicted model, not a curated record. Gene Ontology annotation, cellular component: multi-eIF complex; eukaryotic translation initiation factor 3 complex, eIF3e; eukaryotic translation initiation factor 3 complex, eIF3m. Lineage: Eukaryota; Metazoa; Chordata; Aves; Trogoniformes; Trogonidae. Gene Ontology annotation, molecular function: translation initiation factor activity; mRNA binding.